Molecule: messenger RNA, 846 nt
Organism: Syngnathoides biaculeatus (alligator pipefish)
Lineage: Eukaryota; Metazoa; Chordata; Actinopteri; Syngnathiformes; Syngnathidae
Product: fibroblast growth factor 20-like
Exons: 3
Coding region: 1-654 (217 amino acids)
Biological process (GO): regulation of cell migration; fibroblast growth factor receptor signaling pathway; cell differentiation
Cellular component (GO): cytoplasm
Molecular function (GO): fibroblast growth factor receptor binding; growth factor activity
Source: RefSeq, a predicted model, not a curated record
AUGGGGGCAGCAGCCGAGGUUGGGAUCUUCAGCGGAUUUCUAGACAGCUUUGGGUCCGCCGGCAGCGCUCAUUUCCUUCUCAGGCCCGGGGGCGCGGUGGAAUACAGCACGGUGAGCGGACUCGUUGAGCAAGAGCAGCACGAGCACCUGAUGUCGUCGGAACGUCUGUCCCGGAGUUUAGCGGACCUCAGCCACCUGAAGGGAAUCUUGAGGCGGCGACAGCUCUACUGCAGGACUGGCUUCCACCUGGAGAUCCACCCCGAUGGGACCGUGCAGGGCACCAGAGCGGACCACAGCAGAUUCGGUAUUUUGGAAUUUAUCAGUCUGGCAGUCGGGCUCGUGAGCAUCAGAGGUGUAGACAGUGGCCUUUACCUCUCCAUGAACAGCAAAGGAGAACUAUAUGGAUCACAGAAGCUAUCAGCAGAAAGUGUUUUUCGGGAGCAAUUUGAAGAAAAUUGGUACAACACUUACUCAUCGAAUGUCUACAGGCAUGGACAAAAAGGAGCGUUUUACUUUGUCGCUCUGAACAAAGACGGCACGCCACGGGAUGGAACAAGAUCAAGGCGGCAUCAGAGGUUCACGCACUUCCUACCAAGGCCUGUAGAUCCAGACAGAGUACCAGAACUGUACAGGGAUAUACUUGGCCAGAGCUGAGGCCUCACAAACGUGGGCCAUAAAGCAAACUCAAAGGUGUUGAGUGUGCAUCUAUUACUGCCCCCAUUUUGAGGGAGACGGAUGAUUCAAAAGGGAUGGCAAGAAAUGCACCAAAUCCAGAUUCCUGGAAUGGUGGAAGGAUAGCGACCCACUCAGAACAACUUUGGAAGGGAGCUCAACAGAAAAGCACCA